Chara braunii is the source of this 1824-nucleotide messenger RNA. NCBI's taxonomy places the organism in Eukaryota, Viridiplantae, Streptophyta, Charophyceae, Charales, Characeae. The record is from the annotation of a GenBank genome assembly.
GCGAGGCGUAUGGGCUGGACCGUCACUCAGGCGAUUGAGAGAUUGAGGGGAGUAGGUAGGUUCGAAGAGCCCAUUGCCAGGAUCGUAGGGAGGCGACGACGAGGCAGGAGGUGGAGAUAAGGAUGGAGGAGUUGCGACCCUCGCCKKUGGGACCUGAUGGMAGRCSGAUCCGCCUGAAGAUUGGAAAUGCGUCGGACUUCAUCCCCGCGUUUGAGUGGUUCAUGCAAGAGCAGGGCAUACAGAGAGAUGAUUGGAUGCAGACACUACCACUCUGGACCAGGAAGGCGGAAAGGCCACUGGCUAUGCAGAUCAGGGACAUGGCACGAGAUUGGGAGAGUUGCAGGGCACAUUUGAGAGAGGCCUUUCGACGGCCAGAGCUCCCUCAGCCCAGAGUCGAGAGGCGGCAGAGGAGUCAGAGGCCGAGGGACCCUGAGCCCAGGGAGGCGAGACCAUCUCGAGGAGGACAGAGCGCCCUAGCCAGGAGAGAGCAGGAGCCAGAGGAUGAGGAGCGAGGGGCAUACCCUGAGUGUGGGUUGGGGCCAGUGGAGUUCCAUCGUUUUACUGAGGGUGGAUUGAGGAGGUCGCCAGCACACACAGGGGAAGCCACCAGCGUCAAAGGGGCCCUUGAGGGAAUUGGAGAUGCAUUUAGAUAUUUCUCGGUGGAGGGCAUCGCUUCAGGGAGAGGAGCAUGGAGAGCAGGCAGAGGAGGUGUCACGAGGAGAGGUGCCACGAGAGGAGGUGUCACAGGGGGAGAUACCACGAGAGGAGAUGCUGCGGGAGGAGAAGGAGAUGGAAGCAGAAAUCCCAAAGAGGGUCCACCUCCGCUGAGGGAAAGGGUGCCAGCUGGAGAGACGGCCGAAGAAAAGAGGGCAAGGCGAACCAGGCGGAUAGAUGAGAUAUGGCAGGAAAGGCAGAGGUUGGAGGCAGCAGGGGAGCUCCCGGAGCAGCAGCAGGAGAGGCAGAGAUCGGAGGCAGCAGGAGCACUCCCWGGUCAGCCACCCARCRCACCAACUAGGGCCCCRGAGAUUCCUGAAAUGUGGAAAGACUUCUGGGAGCAGAGAGGAGAGAAGCUUCCAUCGCCAGUCAGAGCCGGGUUUGGGGUGGCCAGGAAGGCGGAAGAAAGGUUAGAUCAUAAAAUCAAAUUCCUGGCCAAGACCACUUUUGACCGACACUUGUUAUUGGAGGGCGAUCUGGCGGGGAAGAAAAUGAAGGAAGCCAGCCAUGGAGAACGUCUGGAGGCUAUGGAGGUGGAAAUUCAGGAACUUAAGGCUUUGGUGGCCAGCCAGGCAGCUAUCAUUGAGAACCUGAGGCAGCGAACCCAGGGAAAGGUGGACAGACCAGAGAGCAGCCGGCAGGGAGAGCAGAGGCAGACAAGACAGGGAUUGCCAGGACAGCCAUCUGCGAUAGAGCCUCGCCAGGAGCCACCUAUGGGGAAGGUUAUCCUGGAGCCAGAGGAGGCGAGGGCCCAGAGACAGGCAGAGAGAGAGGAGUUCAAGUUUAGAGCCCCCACCGAGCUCGCGACGCUGCCAGUGGCGGCGACAGGCCCAGUCGUACCUUUGGCAGUAGAGGCGGGGCUGCCACCAUCUACCAGUGAGCCGUCUCAGGGCUCGGCAGAGGGAUUCUUGGGCGUGCUCGUUGAGGCAGUGCAUACUAUGCAGGAGGAGGUGAGUUUGUUUUCACCAGAACAGAGGAUAGAGGAGCCUCUUGAGAGAGAGAUGAGGAUUGAGAAGGAGGGUGCCAUAGAGGGCAGACUCCAGAGGAUAGGCACACCUUAGUAUGGACCAGAGGAGAUUGAGGAGCAGCCCACAGCAGUGCCAGAGGCGA